CACGUUAAACCAGUGAAAGAAGGAAGCGCCUUGCCACACAAGAAGGACCGGAAGGACUCCCUCGUGGCCCCGAAAAAGGACAAGCCCAUGGCGAGCAAAUCUCCGACCGAGGACGACGCUAGCGGAUUUCAGAAGCGGAGGAAGGGCCUGCACUUGUCCAGCCUCAAGCGCAAGACCGAAGCAGAAGACGCAGAAACGAUUGCUAAGCUAAGGGGCCUGGUGGUCGCCCAACUGGAACAACGCUCCUUGAAGGCGGACCAGGAAACGCAAAAGCGAAAUACAACGGCGAUGGCAGCUCUCGUCGUGAUCUCUUGCGUCUUCCUGCUAUCGGUGAUGAUCCUAUUGUUGCGGACAUUGAGCUCCAAGAAACCACAAGCGACCGUGCUGUCCUGGUGCACGGCGGACGGUUGCCUCGAACACACGGCCCUCCUCACCAAAAGCAUGGACAGAUCCGUUCAGCCGUGUGAAGACUUCUACGCGUACGUGUGCGGCAACUGGAAGCACGGCUCCCUUGGCAUAAUAAAUAUCUCGGACGCCGCGGGUAUAGUGAGAGCAAGACUCCAGCAGGCGAACGCCCUCAUGCUUUUCAACGGCACGAGCAGUCUGGCGUCGUUCAACAGAGUAGCAGCGACGUUUAAAUCUUGCAUCGAAAGAGGGAAAGAAAAUCUGCCCUCGAACUUAAGAAGGCUGAAAAGUUUCAUGAAGGCUCGUGGCAUUCCUUGGCCUUACGAAGCGCAGGGUGACAGGCAUCCUUUAGACGUCCUUCUGGACUUGGACAUCAACUGGGGCUUGCCGGUGCUCUUCGAGACCAGGCUUUUCAAGGACUUUCCUCAAGUCUCCGUGGUCGUGCGUUCCAAUCGCCUGACAGACAUUAUUCUCGGAGAAGAAAAGCUUCAAGGAUUCUUUGACAAGGAGAUUAUUCGAAAUCGGAUGUUAGUCUUUCAUCCCAUUUAUCAUCAUGGGGACCAAAAUAUGAAAAUGUUAGAGCCCGUGCAAGAUACCUAUGAAUACAUAAUCAAAAAGCUUAAAAUCGCUGUCGUCAACUCGCGGGGCUUCACACGCAUGACUAUCGACGUACUGCAAGGUACAGCAUCACAAACUAACAGCAGCAAGAACACGUGGCUGGGGCUUCUGAACAGAUAUUUUCGCACUGACAACCACACGACCUUGACAGGCAGUACCGAGGUAGUCACAAAUAAUGCCGAACUUCUUGCGGCUGUAAACGAUCUGACCAGAACCUUACCGUGGAAACAUGUUCUUAACGUCAUUGGGUUUUGGUUUGUUGAACUUUACACGAACGUUGCCGAGGACUCACUUCUCGCGAUUACGUUCUACAGCUCAGCCAUGAAGCUGCUUCCAAUGGUAUGCUAUUAUCAAAUUGAACAGAGGUAUGGCGCAGCCAUGUUGACUGGCUACGUGGACGCCCGCUUCCCAAAGUCGAGUCAGGAUCUCGUCACUACGCUGUUGACAAAUAUAAAACAGAACGUCAUAUUAAGAUUGGGACAGAAAAACAGUGGUGCCGCCGACAGGGUGCGCCAACUCCAUUUUCGACUCUGGCCCUCUAAAUCUAUAGAAAGCUCGCUAAACAAGGCUUUUCCCAAUCAGUGGAGUCUCUACAUCGACUUCUGGAAUCAGACGCUUGGCACAAAAGGCCGGCUUUUGGGCCUACCAGAGUAUGACGAUCUCUACGACCUGCCGGGAUUAUUCGACCCAAUCGUGGACUACAUGCCUUUGGGGAACAAACUGUCAAUUUCACUGAGUGCCCUUUCUUCACCGUUCUACUACAGAGACGGCACCAUGGCCAUCAACUAUGGCGGUCUUGGAUGGCAAGUUGCACGGACGGCCUUCAGAGCGGCAAAGGGCACGGUAAGCGUUCUUAAAAGAAAUCUGCAUUUUUUCAAUAUCAGCUUUUGCAUUCUAAAGAAAGCUAGUUAA
Molecule: messenger RNA, 1935 nt
Organism: Ixodes scapularis (black-legged tick)
Lineage: Eukaryota; Metazoa; Arthropoda; Arachnida; Ixodida; Ixodidae
Product: endothelin-converting enzyme 1-like
Exons: 2
Coding region: 88-1935 (615 amino acids)
Biological process (GO): protein processing
Cellular component (GO): plasma membrane
Molecular function (GO): metalloendopeptidase activity
Source: RefSeq, a predicted model, not a curated record